Molecule: messenger RNA, 9413 nt
Organism: Doryrhamphus excisus (bluestripe pipefish)
Lineage: Eukaryota; Metazoa; Chordata; Actinopteri; Syngnathiformes; Syngnathidae
Source: RefSeq, a predicted model, not a curated record
AUCAGAGCCCUUGCGUUCAACCCAGUCGUCUGUUUGCUAGCAACCCUGCUAGCUACAGUUCAAACGCCAACGUCUGGUGGCGUCACAGCUUCGUUGUGCAUUUGAACGCAUCACCCCUCCAGGCAACAGCUUGCAGUGACCUGACAGGGAGUCCUUUUGUUGGAUUUGUGUGUAGUUUUCUCCGUGUGAACAAUGGGUGAUCCUUGGCAGGAGUGCAUGGAGCACUGUGUGGCGGUCACGAAACAGGCUGGCAAGAUGAUCUGCGAGGCGCUCCAGAAGGACAUCGCCGUCAUGCACAAGAGCUCGCCGGUCGACCUCGUGACCGAGACGGACCAGCGAGUGGAGCAACUCAUUAUAUCCUCCAUCAAGGCCAAAUUCCCCACACACAGCUUCAUAGGUGAGGAGUCGGUGGCAGCGGGCGCUCCGAGCGUUCUCAGCGAUCACCCGACGUGGAUCAUCGACCCGAUUGACGGCACCACCAAUUUUGUCCACAGAUUCCCAUUUGUGUCAGUGUCAAUUGGCUUCACUGUGAAGAAAGAGAUAGAGUUCGGGGUGGUGUACAGUUGCAUAGAGGACAAAAUGUACACCGCCCGCAAAGGGAAGGGCGCCUUCUGCAACGGUGUCCCCAUUAAAGUGUCAGGACAGGAAGAUCUCAGGCGCAGCCUGGUGCUGACUGAGGUGGGCUUCAAAAAGGACCCUGAGCAGUUCACAACAAUGAUGGCCAACAUCAAGAGCAUCCUGACCAUCCCUGUGCACGGUAUUCGCUCACCAGGCAGCGCUGCCAUCAACAUGUGUCUGGUCGCGUGUGGCUCCGCCGACGCUUACUACCACAUGGGCAUCCACUGCUGGGACAUGGCUGGAGGAGCCGCCAUUGUCACAGAGGCGGGGGGAGUUAUCAUGGAUGUCUCAGGUGGGCCGUUUGAUCUGAUGUCCCGCCGGCUCAUCGUGGCCAGCAGCAGAGCCGUGGCCGAGCGCAUCGCCGCACGGAUAACCGAGUUUGGCGUCGGCAGGGACGACGCAGAUGGCUCGUAAAAAAAAAAAAAAAAAAACGGCAGCCUCAUGAAGGUAGAGAAACCUGAGGCGUCGGGCUAAAGUUUUUCAAAUUGAAAUACACAAGCCAAGUGUGAUAAUUUUAAAGUAAUACCAGAGUGUUGUUGUGAAAUACGGGAUAGGCUAACUUCACCAGCCUGGUGAACCUAGCACCAGUACCUGUGCAGUACAAUGCAUUAUGUCACUACCUUAUUCCAAAAUGGAAUAAAUUCAUUUUUUCCCCUCAAAAUUCUACACACAACACCUUGUAGUAACAACAUUAAGAAAUAUUUAAAAAAAAAUUUGCUAAUUUAUUAAAAAUAAAAAACGAAGAAAUUAUGCUCUACAAUUAUUAUAUCUAGUAAUAAUUGCAGCUACAUUUCUUAUCCAUCCCGAGCGCAUCGCCGCACGGAUAACCGAGUUUGGCGUCGGACGACGCAGAUGGCUCGUAAAAAAAAAAAAACGGCAGCCUCGUCCGCCAAUUUAACGGGUAUUCACAUAUCUAACAAGCCGUGAGUUUGUCUCUUACCUCCGAGGGCCAGCAUUCCUUUUGAAUUUGAGACAGGAACACUUGUAUUUGUGUGGCUAGCAUAGAAGUAGCACGCCAUCAAGGGAGUUCACCUGUAAGUACACUCGAUGCAUACAAGUAUCGGAUGCCUGCAGGGAGUCAUCAUGCAUCUUUAACGGCCCAAUAAUUCAGUUGGAAACGUGGGAGGGACUAACAUAGCUGCACCAGCGCACUCGUGUAUAAAAAUACAGCCGAAUAGUAAAAAAAUGGCAGCAAAAAUACAUUUGAAAUAUUAUCAGAAUAAAUGUCAUUUUAUGGGAAAAUAAUCCUAAUUUUACUAGAAUAAUGUAAUAAUAUUAUUAGGAAAAACAUGUCAUUUUUAAAAGCAUAGUAAUCAUAUGCAAGAAUGCAAACUUUGGACAAUUAAGCUGGGGAAAAAGUUAUAAUAUUCAUUCAUUUUCUACCGCUUAUCCUCAUGAGGGUCGCGGGGGGGGGGAGGGGUGCUGGAGCCUAUCCCAGCCGUCUUCAGGCGAGAGGCGGGGUACACCCUGGACUGGUCGCCAGCCAAUCACAGGGCACAUAUAGACAAACAAUCAUUCACACUCACAUUCAUACUUUCAUACAUACCAAUUUGGAGUCGCCAAUUAACCUAGCAUGUUUUUGGAAUGUGGGAGGAAGUCGGAGUUCCCGGAGAAAACCCACGUGGCCACCGUGCACACCGUUGUAUUUAUUAAUUUUUUUACAUGGUGCCAGUAUUAAACUUUCAGACCGUUUCAGUGUAGUAAAUACAUCUGCAUCUUAUACUUUUGCUGUGUUUUUAUUUGAGGAGCCCAGAGAGGGGCUAACGUCAUUGCAGCACCCCAUUGAAUGCGUUGCUCAAAUGCAAUACAGUAUGGAGUUUUUAUUUUAUUCAUAUUGGUACAUGUUUGUAUAUUUGAGUGUGAAGUUGCUGUAUGAUGACUUUGGUGACUGUUAUAUUGUUAUAUACACAUAUAGACAAACAACCAUUCACACUCACAUUCAUACCUAUGGACAAUUUGGAGUCACCAAUUAACCUAGCAUGUUUUUGGAAUGUGGGAGGAAACCGGAGUACCCGGAGAAAACCCAUGCAUGCACGGGGAGAACAUGCAAACUCCACACACAGAGAUGGCCGAGGGUGGGAUUGAACUCAGGUCUCCUAGCUGUGAGGUCUGCGCGCUAACCACUCGACCGCCAUGCAGCCAUACCUCAAAAUAUACACCAAUAUUAGUUUAAAAUAAAAAAACAACAACACAUUUUAAAGUUUUUUAAGGCAUUGCAUCUGAGCAACACAUUCAUUGGGGUGCUGCAAUGACAUCAGCCUCCCUCUGGGCUCUGUGCGCUCGGGCUCCGUCUGGUGGACAAAAUCAGUAUUGCGUAUAUGUCGCUUAUCCUCCACGGAACUGCUCUUCUGGCAGUAACACAUAAUAGGUAGAUGUUGUUUGUUAUUUAAUACUUGUAUUGGUACAUGUAAUAUAUAUUUCCUUUGAGUGUUAAGCUGCUGUGUAAUGAGUUUAAUUUUUUUUGUAAGAUCAAAUCAUUAGUCAGAGAUGGCCGAGGGUGGGAUUGAACUCAGGUCUCCUAGCUGUGACGUCUGCGCGCGAACCACUUGACCACCAUGCAGCCAAGUUAUAACAUGAAUAUAGUCAAAAUAUCAUGGAGAUAAAGUAAUAACAUUACAAAAAAUAAAAAAACAAGCAAAAAAAAACAGUAAUUUAACACUAAAUAUACUAUAUAUUGAUGGUCUGAAUACCUUUUGUCCAUAUAGUGUAGAUUUAGAUGUUGUGUAUGUACUGUAAGUAGUGAGCAAACACACAAAAAAACCCCCAUUACAUAAUCAUCACAUUGUGUGCCGCCUUUUGACGUAUGCCACUUCCUUCUGGAUUGCUACAUAUGUACAAGCGUGUGUCAUUCAUAGAAGAUGAUUCAACAUCUGUUAGCCCUGAGGAAAAUGGCAGUCACGACAGCAGUAUUUCUAUUUGGCACUGAUUUAUAUCAUAGUUUAAUUUAAGGUGGAUAAACAUUCUGUACUGUAUACACAAACUUGAAAUAUUAAACACCUCCCGACAGAUUGUCUGCUCUCCUUGUUGGGACAUGGUUGAUGGAGCAAUCAGGAGACCAAACAGACACAACCACACAAACCGCUUUUUUUUGUUUUUUUAAUUAUUUCGCCAUCCCAACCUGUCCGUCACCUGCUCUUUUAUUCAAUGUAAGCACCACGCCUCCACACCCUCCAGCUAUAGGAGGACAAACAAACAAAAAAAAAAAGGCGGAACAUGAAGGUAGAGAAACCUGAGGCUCCGGGCUAAAGUUUUUCAAAUUCAAAUGCACAAGCCAAGUGUGGUAAUUCUAAAGUUAUACCAGAGUGUUGUUGUGAAAUAAUAACUAAUAAUAAAUAAUAACUUCACCAGCCUGGUGAACCUAGCACCAGUACCUGUGCAGUACAAUGCAUUAUGUCACUACCUUAUUCUAAAAUGUCAUAAAUUAAUUUUUCCCCUCAAAAUUCUACACAAAACACCUUGUAAUAACAACAUCAAGAAAUGCUUUUUUUAAUUUUUGAAAAUUUAUUAAAAAUAAAAAACAAAGAAAUUAUGCUCUACAGCUUCAUGGGAAUGCAUGCCAUAGCACAAGCCAGGCAUUCCUGGAUGCACUGCAUACAUUAAACUUGUUUGUCAAUCCAUCCAUUUUCUAUGCUGGAGCCUAUCCCAGCUGAAGCAACCACUUAUCCACCGUGCGGCUAAACGUAUUAUUUCUCCAUCCCAACCUGUCCAUCACCUGCUCUUUUAUAAUACCAGAGUGUUGUUGUGAAAUUCGGGAUAGGCUAACUUCACCAGCCUGGUGAACCUAGCACCAGUACUUGUGCAGUGAAACGCAUUAUGUCACAGGCUUAUUCCAAAAUGUAAUAAAUUAAUUUUUCCCCUCAAAAUUCUACACACAACACCUUGUAAUAACAACAUUAAGAAAUAUUUUUAAAAAUUUUUUGCAAAUUUAUAAAAAAUAAAAAACGAAGAAAUUAUGCUCUACAGCUUCAUUGCAGUGCAUGCCACAGAACAAGCCAGGCAUUCCUGGAUGACUGCACACUUGUUUGUCAAUCCAUCUUUUUUCUAUGCUGAAGCCUAUCCCAGCUGGAGCAACCACUCUUCCACCGUGCGACUAAACAUAUUAGUAAUAAUUGCAGAUACAUUUCUUAUCCAUCCCUUGUGUUUAGUUGCAGUUUCAGCACUUCUCUAAUGACUGAAUGAGGUUAUUUGUCAAGGUUGAGGUGCACCCGUUGACCCGGCUCCACUAUGUUGGCUCCCGUCACACUACUAUUUAGUCAGUGGUAUGGAGAAACGGUUAUAAUUGGCAGCUACCACAGGGCUAAUUCCUGUAGUUCUUUAUAGCAGGGGUGCCCGACCACUAUGACGAAAGGUGACACCCAACAAGGCGUGGAAAACUUUUAUGUGCAAUGAUUUAAAAAAAAAGCAGUCAGACAAGAUGUAGGCUUGUGUUGGUGGUAGUCCUUUUUCCUUUAUAUUAAGUGUCAUAUAGACGUCAUAUUUGGCGCUUAGCCGUCAAAGUCAGUGCAGCAUCAGGACCAACUUGGCAUUGCAGCCUGUUAAAAAUGAUUAGGAAGGAAAACAAAACAUUUAAUAAGUGUUCCUGUGUGUUCUUCUUGGCCGUGAGGAAGUGUGUGACCAUUGUUCUGCUUCCGACUUUAUUCCAACAUGUUGGACACGAUCCUGGGUGUACAUUUUUCAACCAUUUGUUGUCAAAAAGCCAAAAUGUUGCCCUUUUAGUUUUGUUCAGCUUCAAGAUUACCAACAAACAGACUUUUUUUUAAUGAACAGGCAUCUUGAAAAGGUGUCUUUGCAGCACUUCCUGUCCGGGUUUCAUCAGAGCACAUCCUGUCCUUGACUUUGCCCUUCAGUAGUUUUAGAUCACUCACAGAAAAAUACAUGAUUUUGCCCACCCUUUUAUAGAAAUGUAAAAUAUUUACAUGUUGUGAAAUAUUGCCCUAAAAGAAAUCCCAAUGGUAAGUCAUGUGAUCAUAAUUAUGAGGUAAAAAGUCUAAAUUAUGAGAUGAAAAGUGAAAAUUACAAAAUAGUCACAAGGCAAAAAAGUCAAAAUUCUGGGAAAGUCAGAUAAAAAGUUGACAUUCCGAAAAUAUGAAAUUAUUAAAUAGAAAGUCGGAAUUAUGCAAUGUUGAAAUUAUGAAAAUAAAACUCUUAAAAACUUGACAUGUUUUAAGCAAAAGUCGAAAUUAUGAGAAGUUGAAAUCAGGAAAUACGUCAAAAUUACAAGAAAAUUAAAUUAUUAAAUAGAAAGUCGAAAUUACGAGAAGUUGAAGCCAUUAAAUAGAAAGUCAAAAUUAUGAGAAGUUGAAAUUAGGAAAUAUGUCAAUAUUACGAGAAAAUUAAAUAGUUAAAUAGAAAGUCGAAAUUACGAGAAGUUGAAAUAAUGAAAUCAAAACUCUGAAUUACAAGAAGUUGAAAUUAGUAAAUAUGUCAAAAUUACGAGAAAAUGAAAUAGUUAAAUAGAAAGUCGGAAUUACGAGCAGUUGAAAUUAAAUAGAAAGUCGAAAUUAUGCCAAAUUGAAAUUAUGACAUUAAAACUCAGAAUUACAAGAAGUUUAAAUUUGUAAAGAGAGUUGAAAUUACGAGAAGUUGAAAUUAGGAAAUACGUCAAAAUUACGAGAAAAUAAAAUUAGAAAGUCGGAAUUACGAGAAGUUGAAAUUAAAUAGAAAGUCGAAAUUAUGCGAAAUUGAAAUUAUGAAAUUAAAACUCGGAAUUACAAGAAGUUUAAAUUUGUAAAGAGAAAGUCGAAAUUACGAGAAGUUGAAAUUAAAUAGAAAGUCGAAAUUAUGCAUGGUCUGCAGAAAUGCUAACUAUGCUAACGGCUAACAUAUUUUACCUAUACCAAGCUACCCACAUGUUGGUAAAAACGCUGAGCUUUGCGAAAGGUUAGCACAGUUUUCUUAUCAUGCUAAGGUACUCUUCUGUUCAACAGUUGGAUAAAAAUACUAAGCUAUGCUAUAGUUAACAUAGUUUUCAUAUCAUCGCUUAUCCGAGAGUCACAGGGGUGCUGGAGCCUAUCCCAGCUGGGGUGGGGCGGGUAUGAAUGAAUGAUUGUUGAACAUAGUUAGCUAAAAAUGGUAAUCUAUGCUAAUAUUCAGCAUACUGUAACUUGAUCCAAAUGCUAAUAUUCAGCAAAUCUUUGCUAACAAAUUGCUUCAAGCUAGCGUAUGUGACUGGCUCAUCAUAAAAAAAGCUAAAGAAAAACAGUUUUGAAAGUUAGCGCCCUCUCGGCAGCCGUGUAACCGUGGCAAACAAUCACUUUAACAUGUUAAAACUCCUUAAACCAGAUAAACCAAACAAAUGAAAGUAUAGUGAUGUUUAUUGUUCUAUUCUUACUUAGCCUAAGGUGUUAAAAUGAUAUAGUCAACUCUUCCUGUCAUUGCCAGCAUGUUAGCAUCACAUGUAUAGCUACUAGCGUCUCACUAUGAAAUAAUACAUUAAAAAAAAAGUACUCUAGACAGGAGAAAAACGGGAAAAAUCCUGCACAUCUUUCAAAAAACGCACCGUCGACCUUGACCAACAUGAGUUUUAGUUGCCUUCACUUCCAGCUGUGAAUCCCGGGAGGUCAGCAUCCAAAACAUUUGUCAUUCGGGAUCAAUUAUUCAUAUUAGAGCUGCCAGGAAGACAGCAAGACUGAUGUAUUUGUUUUCCUCGUUCUAUUACCUCCCUCGGCUUUUAUCUCCUGAGCGUUUUUACAGCGCACCAGCCCAAUCUGCUGCUGCUCUCGGCCCCGGCGGAACUUUCUAGAAAUCUUUUUCCAUCUUAAUAGCUCAAGUCAGGUGUCGUAGCCGAGGUUUUCUUAAUGAUCGCGCCAAAUCUAAACUAAUAUGAACUGGAAACCUCAUAGUACAAAUAUACAACAUGAAGUGGCCAGAAAUAUUUCAAUAUUGAACAAAGCAAAACUGGUUCAACCAUAUCUUACUUAUUGUGUGGAAAUAUGGGCUAAUAACUAUAAAAGCAAUCUUCACUCGCUAAAUGUACUGCAAAAAAAGGGCAGUAAGGAUAAUUCAUAAUGCCGCCUACAGAGAACAUACUAACUCCUUAUUUCUAAAAUCACUAAUACUUAACUUGCUGAUAUAGUUCAUCUUCAAACAGCUAAAAUAAUGCAUAAGGCUAAAAAUAACCAAUUAGCUAAAAAUGUCAUCCAAUACUUCUCUACAAGAGAGGAGAAAUAUGAUCUCAGGGAAGAAGUACAUUUGAAACACUUAUAUGCUAGGACUAUAUUAAAAAGCCAUAGCAUUUCAUAGCAUGUCAUUGUUUGCAUGUUAUCCUCAUUAAAAUAUGAAAACCUAUAAAUGUUUGGGCGGUUUUAGUUAAAGCAGACACUGUUUUUUCAUCUGUGUGAUUUUGACAAAGAUCAGAUCACAUUUGAUGGUGAUUUUAUGCAGAAAUGUGAGAAAUUCCAAAAGGUUCAGAUACUUUUUCAUACCACUGUAUGUACUUCGGUAUGUGACAAAAAAUAUAUAUAUAAGUGUGUAACAUAAGUGCCAAUAAAAAUAAAAAUAAAAAUAAAAAUAAAAAUAAAAAUAAAAAUAAAAAUAAAAAUAAAAAUAAAAAUAAAAAUAAAAAUAAAAAUAAAAAUAAAAAUAAAAAUAAAAAUAAAAAUAAAAAUAAAAAUAAAAAUAAAAAUAAAAAUAAAAAUCAUCUCGUCUCAUAGGGUGAGGAGCUCAAGUACCAGAUGGAGGGGUAGGAUUUAAUAAGCUUUGCUUCUUCCUACUCCUUUUGUAAGGUCAUAAUCACCUCGUACUUCGGUACAGGACAAAAAAUUAAAAAAUUAAAAAAACUUAAAAACCUUAAACUAUAUUAGGAAAGCAGGAAGUGAAUAAAUGUAACAGUUACUGAUUGUAAAAGUACCAGAUGGAGGGGUAGGAUUUAAUAAGCUUUGCUUCUUCCUACUCCUUUUGUAAGGUCAUAUCACCUCGUACUUCGGUCAAAAAAUUGGACAAAAAAUUAAAAACUAAAAAAAAAUUAAAAACAUUAAACUAUAUUAGGAAAGCAGAAAGUGAACAAAUGUAACAGUUACUGAUUGUAAAAGUACCAGAUGGAGGGGUAGGAUUUAAUAAGCUUUGCUUCUUCCUACUCCUUUUGUAAGGUCAUAUCACCUUGUACUUCGGUACAGGACAAAAAAUUUAAAAAUUAAACAAAAAUUAAAAACCUUAAAUUAUAUUAGGAAGGCAGGAAGUGAACAAAUGUAACAGUUACUGAUUGUAAAAGUACCAGAUGGAUGGGUAGGAUUUAAUAAGCUUUGCUUCUUCCUACUCCUUUCGGACAUGUGGAACUGUGAACUGAUUAUGCGAUGCGUUCAAUUGCAAUCUGAUGCAUGUUCAAAUGAACUAAAACCAUUACCAUUACCAAUAUUAGCAACAGAAGGCCUCAUAGGACUGGAUGUAACAUUCACGGCUGUCGUGUCAACUCGUGUUAGAUGACAAGCGGCAAAAAAGCGCCCAUCAAGACGGAGUUACGCAAGGUGUGACAAGAAUGGCAUGCCUGAACGAGCCUUUCCUGCCUCUGAUGCAUUCAAGUCUUUCACCAUUGUUACUGCAUGCUUUAUCGGAAUAUGAAAAGUGAAUAAAAAUAACUUGUGCUACAGAAUUUUAUAGUAAUUUAUAAAGACUGCAUUUCUUCUUGCAUGGGUCGAAGUUGCAAACAAGCUAAAACAUGCACAUUAGCAUACCGAUUCAGGUGAAAAUUUUCCACUUGCUUACAUUUAAAUGUGCCAUCAUGCCGUUGCAUGUUGUCAUGAGGUGGAUUUUUUUUUUUUUUUUUUGAGGCGGUGCUAGUACUUUUCCAACAACCACCC